GAGUGGGAAGGUGUGCAGGGGGGAGGGAUGCUUGGAAGGUCACAGACAAGUAUAAAUGCAGUCAAGAGGUCAUUCACAUCUACUCAGGUUGUAGGGAGGUUGUAGUCAGCCACGAGAUGAUUGGCCUGAUUGUUUUUGUGUUCCUGGGUGCUGCAGCUGCAGCCCCUGUGGAUGACAAGAUUGUGGGAGGCUACGAGUGUUCACCUCACUCUCAACCCUGGCAGGUGUCUAUCAAUAUCGGCUACCAUGACUGCGGCGGCUCCCUAAUUAACGACCAGUGGAUCAUCUCUGCUGCCCACUGCUGGCAAAACCCAUAUUCACAGAUUGUCAUCGUGGGCGACCACCACAUCUGGGUUAAUGAGGGCACGGAGCAGUUCAUGUCGGUGGAUGCCAUCUACUGGCAUGAGAGUUAUGAUUAUCAGACCCUAGACUAUGACAUCAUGUUGAUGAAGCUGGUGCACCCUGUCACUGUGAACCAGUACGUCAAACCUAUCGCCCUGCCCAAAGCCUGCCCCACACCUGGAGACAUGUGCAUGGUCUCUGGAUGGGGGAACAUCUACACUGACCAAGUGUUCAACCCAUUUAACCUUCAGUGUGUGGAAGUCCCCAUUCUGUCUGACAAGGAAUGUGAAGGCUCCUACCCCGGGCAGAUCACAGACCGCAUGGUGUGUGCUGGAUACCUGGAGGGAGGCAAGGAUGCUUGUCAGGGUGACUCUGGUGGCCCUCUUGUGUGUAAUGGAGAGCUGCAGGGAAUUGUGUCUUGGGGCCAGGGCUGUGCUCAGCCCAACUACCCUGGUGUUUACACCAAAGUCUGCUCUCUGAUGCCCUGGAUCAAUGACAUUCUUUCCAGUUACAGCUAGACUGUGAUCUCCUAUCACAGAACUACAUGAGAGAGGGGAGACCAGAGAGAGAGAGAGAGAUUGAAAUCGAAGGAGACAGCAACAGGAGGUGGUCGUGGGUAGUGUCAGAAAGAAAAAACAGCAGGAGGACAGACAAGAGAGAGCCACAAGGAAAAACAAAGAGACAGAGAGAGAAAAAGAGAUGUAAGAUGUGAAGGCACUAUCAAUAAAAUCUACCAUGUUGUGAUGCA
Messenger RNA from Amphiprion ocellaris (clown anemonefish), 1090 nucleotides. Its product is annotated as trypsin-2-like. Lineage: Eukaryota; Metazoa; Chordata; Actinopteri; Pomacentridae. The record is from RefSeq and is a predicted model, not a curated record. Bases 117 to 860 code for a protein of 247 amino acids. Gene Ontology annotation, molecular function: serine-type endopeptidase activity. Gene Ontology annotation, biological process: proteolysis. The transcript is spliced from 5 exons.